This is a messenger RNA of Pneumocystis murina B123, 582 nucleotides long. Its product is annotated as GTP-binding protein rhoA. The record is from RefSeq and is a predicted model, not a curated record. Lineage: Eukaryota; Fungi; Ascomycota; Pneumocystomycetes; Pneumocystales; Pneumocystaceae. Gene Ontology annotation, biological process: small GTPase-mediated signal transduction. Bases 1 to 582 code for a protein of 193 amino acids. Gene Ontology annotation, molecular function: GTP binding; GTPase activity. The transcript is spliced from 5 exons.
AUGUCACUUGAAUAUAGACGGAAACUUGUUAUUGUUGGUGAUGGUGCUUGUGGAAAGACAUGUUUGCUUAUUGUUUUUUCUAAAGGGACUUUCCCGGAGGUUUAUGUUCCGACCGUUUUUGAGAAUUAUGUUGCGGACGUUGAAGUUGACGGUAAACAUGUAGAACUUGCACUUUGGGAUACUGCGGGACAGGAAGAUUAUGAUAGGCUGCGUCCUUUAUCAUAUCCAGACUCCCAUGUUAUCCUUAUUUGCUUUGCAGUUGAUUCACCUGAUUCUUUGGAUAAUGUUCAAGAAAAAUGGGUUCCGGAAGUGUUGCAUUUUUGUUCAACUCUCCCUGUUCUUCUUGUUGCAUGUAAAAAAGAUCUUCGUCAUGAUAUGAAAACUAUUGAAGAACUUCGUAAAACAUCUCAACGGCCUGUUACGACUGAGGAGGGACGAGCUGUUUCUGCUAGAAUCGGUGCAGUCGAUUAUCAUGAAUGUUCUGCAAAAACAAAUGAAGGUGUUCGUGAAGUCUUUGAGUCUGCGACAAGGGCUGCAAUGCUUACAAAGCAAAAAAAGACGAAAAAAUGCAUUAUUGUUUAG